This is a messenger RNA of Bipolaris zeicola 26-R-13, 753 nucleotides long. RefSeq lists its product as uncharacterized. Gene Ontology annotation, cellular component: PAM complex, Tim23 associated import motor. Gene Ontology annotation, biological process: protein import into mitochondrial matrix. The coding region runs from base 1 to 753 and encodes 250 amino acids. The record is from RefSeq and is a predicted model, not a curated record. The transcript is spliced from 2 exons. Lineage: Eukaryota; Fungi; Ascomycota; Dothideomycetes; Pleosporales; Pleosporaceae.
AUGCUCACACGGAGUGCACUGUGCCCAGCAAGGGCCUUUGCCAAUCGCUUCCCUCCCGCGAUACUCGCCCCCUCAUCACUGGGCGCAACCGCUUCCUUUUCGACAUGCACACGACCAAGCCCGCUUCCGCAACAGCGCAAUCGCCCCGCGACGACAGCGACGGCGACAGCAAAAACGACGCCGUGCACCCAAUUCCCCCGCAGCAAAUGGCCGGCACGCUAUGCGUCGACGACACCAGCACAAUCUAUGGCCAACAAUUCCCCAGGUAGCACACAACCCCAACUCACAUGGGACGCCUUCUUCGCGCUGCGCCGGACGCGCCGCAGAAUUGGCCAGGCCUGCUCCGGCAUUGGUGCUGUGGGUGUCACGUACUUUGGGCUCACGACAAUGAUCAACAAUGGCUAUGAUGCAACGCUCUCGGCGCAGCUCGGCGGCUUCGACCCCUUCAUGCUCAUGGGCCUCAGCACCUUGGGCAUGAUGGGCGUGGGGUGGCUCAUUGGUCCCAUCUUUGGCAACCAAGUUUUCAAUCUGGCGUACAGGGGAGUGAUUACCGAGUUCACACGGAAAGACUCGGCCUUUUUCAACCGCAUCAAACGCCACCGUGUCGAUCCUACCGCAUCGUCGCUGGCCAAUCCUCCCCCGGAUUACUAUGGCGAGAAGAUUGGCAGUGUGGCUGGGUAUAGGCGGUGGCUGAAGGACCAGCGCGCCUUCAAUCUCAAAACGGGCAGGUACAAGGGCGCCAAGACGUUGUAG